Peromyscus leucopus (white-footed mouse) is the source of this 2144-nucleotide messenger RNA. It is a transcript of the gene Lrrc43, whose product is annotated as leucine rich repeat containing 43. The record is from RefSeq and is a predicted model, not a curated record. NCBI's taxonomy places the organism in Eukaryota, Metazoa, Chordata, Mammalia, Rodentia, Cricetidae.
GAGCCUGCCUCGGGCAGCAUGGCGACCAGAGACUCCAGCGCGAGCGACAGAAAGACCGGGACCUUGAGCACCGCUGUGCACGAGCACCUUCGGAAGCUCUGUCUGCGUGAAUUCCCGUGUGGCACCGGGAGCUGGAAUAAGUCACGCUUUCUUCCUCAAAGAUGGCGAACCUGGAGGGAGUUGGUCCCCAAGGAGGAGGAGACAGUGAGCGCCCAGGAGGAGACUGUGGAGACCCUGCUGGGCUUGGUCCGCAGCACCCACUCUCCCUGGGUUUUGAUGAAGGACUCCAGUGCUGAGGACCGUUUCCUGAGAGAACUGGCCAUCCAGCAUCUGAUGAUCAAAGACGCUUUCUUCUAUUCCUAUUUCCGGUCCCUGCGGGUGGUGGACAAGGGGGUGAAUCUGGUGGAUAAAGACCUCUUGAAAUUUCUAAAGCUGGAGGAGUUGAUUCUGAGUGCCAAUGAAAUUGAGGAAAUCGAUGCCAAUAAUCUGCCCCCAACAUUGAAGGUGCUGGAGCUGUACGGCAACCUGAUCAGCAGCAUGGAGUGUCUGUGCUCACCCGCACCCCCGAACCUGCAGCACCUGGGGCUCGGCCACAACAAGCUGCUGGGCCCUUUGCAGAGUCUGUAUGUCACCUCCAACAACUGGCCCAAACUCGUCUCCCUGGACCUGGGCUUCAACGACUUGACCGACCUGCAGAGCAUGAUAGGGGGGCUCCGCACCCUGCAGCACCUGAGGCUGCUAGUGCUGCAGGGGAACCCAAUGGCCCUGGUGCCAUACUACCGUGGCUUCACCGUGGACAGCCUGACGCACCUCUGUGUGCUGGAUGACGUCACCGUGUCCCCCAGCGAGAAGCACCAGUUUCGGGGACUCAGCAUCCACGGUGACAUGUUGGCACGGGAGGCACAGUUUGUGGUGACCAUCGGAAAUGUCAGGGGGGUGAUGGACACCUCUAUCUUGGACCCGGAGCCGGGACCUGAUGGCCCCUUCAUCAGCUACAGCUAUUAUGUGACCUAUGACUUCGUGGAGGACGAAGAAGGCGAAAGGAACGCCUUCGCCAGCGCCAUGGCCGAGAUGCAGCCUGACAGUGUUCUGGCUGAGAUCGAGCCCUCCUCCAGCACCGUGCAGUUAGAUGAGGAGGGUCAUGAGGAGGGCCAGCAGGAGGACCAACCGGAGGUUCUGUUGGCGGGCCGCCCCGCGGGGCCCCAGCGCCCAGCCCGCCAGGGCCAGGUCCGCCAACCCCGCCCGGGGGGCCGUCAGAAGACUCGCCAAGAGUCUCCCAAGGACAUGUCCCAGGAGAUGUCUGAGUUUAUAGCUGAGAUGAAUCUGAUGGCCGAGGACUCGGGAGAGUCUGGGAUCACGGAUAUGGAGGAGUCGGAGACGACCAUUUCCAUCCGCUCUGCCCCGCUGCCGCAGUCCAUUGACUCUUCCGAAGAACUGUCAAAGCUGCGGCCACGCAUAGAUGCGCGGCUCUGUCCGUCCCCAGGGACAGUCCUCUUCAGCACCGUCCGAAAGCCCUGGACCGACGUCAUUCCUUGCAACUAUGAGAUGAAGCAUACCCUCAAGGAGCUGGUGCGGGUCAAGGCCUUCCUGCUGGCCGGGACCACCGUGACCAUCGUGGAGGAGAAGAUUCUCUCCUGGCCUGUGUUGCCAACCCCGGUCGAGAGUCCCUUGCCCGCCAAGAGUCCCUUGCCUGCCAAGAGUCCCUUGCCGGACAAGAAGGGGAAGGACGACAAGAAGGGGAAGGACGACAAGAAGGAAAAGGCGCCCAAGAAGAAGAAGGAGCCGCCCAGGGAACUGCGCCAGGACCCGCCCGUGCUGCGCGUGCUGGGUAGCGGCCUGGUCUACCUGGAGCCCUUGCUGGCAGGGGAGACGGCGGUGACCACCGUGUGUAAUUUUGGGGUGGUCCGCACCCUGGAGUCUGACAGGUUGACGAAUGCCAGGGAUUCAAAGAAGAUAAAGAAAGGUCCCAAAAAAGAAAAGUCAAAAACGGCAGUUCCAACCUUCGAAAGCGUGUACCAGCCGGAGCCCCUGACCGUGGAGGUCCAGAUCCAGCUGCAACAGUACCGCUCGGGGGAGGAAGCAUUCCUCAGCCUGGUUGACUAGCCGGGGAGAGUAAAGAAAGGCUGCUCUGCGGCCGGAGCUUG